Messenger RNA from Gasterosteus aculeatus aculeatus (three-spined stickleback), 2236 nucleotides. It is a transcript of the gene exd1, whose product is annotated as exonuclease 3'-5' domain containing 1. Gene Ontology annotation, biological process: piRNA processing; nucleobase-containing compound metabolic process. The record is from RefSeq and is a predicted model, not a curated record. Gene Ontology annotation, molecular function: nucleic acid binding; 3'-5' exonuclease activity. Gene Ontology annotation, cellular component: PET complex. NCBI's taxonomy places the organism in Eukaryota, Metazoa, Chordata, Actinopteri, Perciformes, Gasterosteidae.
GUUGGUUCAGGAGGAAGGCGAUGGUGAAGUUAACGAGAAGCACUUGAACGCAACAUUGACCUUCCACGUAAAUUAACGGUCGCAACGCGCAAAAAACCACGAAGAAGAAGAAGUAGAAGAAGAAGAACACGAACGACGUCAAAACGCGCGUGGCGGGCGUCACGCGGGCCCUCUGAACCAGACUGACGCUAACGGACAAGUUGUUAGCCUAGCUGCUAGCUACAGGCGGGUAUUUUUUAAAGCAGUUUCUGUGCCGUUCAGUGGUGACCGACACACCUUCAUGGAUUUGGACAACGCCAAGUUGUUGCAUUUCUUCAGGGGGAAAUUCAUCAAACUGACCCUGAAGUCCUCCUCGUACUUCGGCGUCGUCCAACGGAUCAAUCACAACAAAACGCUGGUUUUGGGGGACGUUGUUGGUGCCAGUAACGGCUGUCAGAUUCCUGGAUUCAAGCUGUUCUUCGGUCAUGAGAUUAUCAAUGUGGAAUUUCCCAGUGAGGCAAACACUGACAGCGGAAACAUCGAACAUCACAGACUGGAAGAGCAUUUGAGUUUGGAAACGUUCCAGCCGUGCAUGAAGACACUCCCAUUCGAUGACGAUGAAGACAACGAGGACUACGUCAACUUCAUAGUCAUCGAUGAGUUUUAUGAGAAGUUUGGGUCUGCUGUGAUGCACAUCAAGAAGCAGCAUGUGAUCGGCGUGGGCGCUGAUGGAGUCGAGUUAUUUAAGCACGACAGACUGUGUUGGCUGCAGAUUGCCACUAAAACGAAGGUUUACCUGUUUGAUAUCAUGAUACUUGGAGAUCGGGCCUUUAAGAACGGCCUUUCUAUGAUCCUGCAAAGUAAGCACAUACUGAAGGUCAUCCAUGACUGCAGAGCCAUCGCUGGAUGUCUGAGUGUUCAGUUUGGAGUGAAGCUGGCCAACGUCUUCGAUACGCAGGUUGCGGAUGUCAUGGGCUUCUCCUCUAAGACGGGAGGUCUACUUCCCGACAGGGUCAGUACUCUGCAGGAGGUGGUUAGUCUCCAUCUGAAGGUGCCCCCGUCUCAACUCUCAUCCCUUCAGAUAAAGUCCCAGCUCACCAAGGAAGAAAGGGAGAUGUUGUACAAGCGGCCGUGUCCUAUGCCCCUGCUUAAGGUGAUGGCUCUGUCGGUGAUCCACCUCCUCCCUCUCAGACUGGUGCUGCUGGAUUCUCUCAUGAUAGACUACGUGGCCCUGGUGGAUUCAUACCUCAACAGCGGCUACUAUGAACCUGAUGAAUUGCAGCAUGUCGGCAUGGAGAGCGUGUUUGAGCUGCCCAGAGAGCUCAAACAGCUGGAGAAAAUGCGACAGGAGUGGGCUGUCGACCACUACCCUGUCACCGAGCGAGGCCUGCUGGAUCGCUUCAACCCCCGGUCUCCGUCCCAGACUUUACCCGCCAACGGCCACCAACGCCUGACUGUGGAGUCGCCUUCGCCCGCGAUCCCUCCCCUCCCGACGCCGAGCCCUCCGAGAGCCAGCGAUGGGUUUUCUGUGGAUGUUGAAUCGGCAGAUCCGGCUCCAGUCCCACUCGACUCAUCGGACCUCAGGGAUCACAUGCCCGUUAACGCCCCCGUGUCUCUUGGUGCAGGUGGAGGGAACGCUGAGGUACUGAUGGACAUAACAGGUGGAGGAAGUCCUUUUGGAAGAAGGCACGCGGCCCCCCCGCCGCCCUGUGCCUUCGGAAGAGGGUUCCUUCUCCCGGUGUCACAAGAUCAGAAACCCACCCAGAAAAUGGGGGGCGUAACGACUCCUGGUAGGAUGGGGGCGGCUCCUUUUAGGCAUAAAGUGAUGCUCGAGCUGACCUGCCGAAGGACGCCUGAGUCCAUCUCAUCCUCACUUUUCAGCUGUUGAAGUUAUACGGUCACAGUAUUACAGAUGUUAUAUUGUUUAAAUACACAGCCUCCUUUUUGUGCUAAUAAGAAGUAGCAUCACCGACAUAAUGCAUGUCAUUGGUUCAUUUGGAAGAUAACGGUGUGUUACAGAUGUUAUAUUGUUUAUUACUAGAAGUGUCCAGCAGAUGGCAGUACACGUUGUGUUUUGUGCUGAGCUUUGUUUAAAACCUGCCAGCGUUGUGAGGUUCGAUUUAUUUAUUGUUUGUCCUUCUAAUUGUGCCUCCUGAUAUACUAUAAAUCUAGUAAAUAGUAUCUUGAGAGCAAAAAACAUAGUUUGGACCUUGCAUGCUCGUAUAUCUGUGUUCAUCACUAAACAUGUUCCUUUUUA